AUGGCUACGAUGGACAAUAUUAUUGAUGUUAGAGUGGAACUUGAUAAAAUUCCUAAGAAAGAAGAAGGUGGAAUCCUAACUUACGGUGGUAUGCGCUAUACAUUUACCGUAAUUAGCGGCGAAAAUGAAGCUAUUUUACCGGGAUACAGAUGGUUUAUCCACUCGGUUAAAGAAAAGAAUAUAUGGGAAGAAGGUAUGACAGCACUUUGUAACGUCUUUUGUGAUCGCCGGGAUACAGGUCUGACCGAGAUUUUUGAGUUUAGUACCGAUAUUUACGUUUAUUAUCAAGCCAACAACUAUCCCAGAGGACCUCUGUUCCUACGGUUUGCACCGUUUGUAGAUGAAGAACUCUUUGAUAGACGGGAAUUUUGUCAUACAAACAAAGAAGAAAUAUUGAAUUACCAAAGGAAAGAAAGGUACUAUUGCAGAAAUAAGGAUGGAAAGUGGACUGGGUAUCGAUCUAAGGAUUCAGAACAUAUAAGUACUAAAAACAUCUUAAGAAUCUUGGAGGCAAUUACAGAUAAUGGAUAUUUCAGCUAUGAAGAUCAUCCCGAUAUGAACAUGGAGAUCUAUGACAACUCUAGAUAUUUGCGGAGUAUAGUAAGGUACAGAAAGACUCAAGCUGAAGUGGAGAAUGGAUUUGUAGGUGCAACAGGAGCAGAUAUAAGGCAUGUAGCUGUUGAGAUCCCCGGAGGUACCCACAAUUCAGACCUGGGAUGGAAGAUAGGACUUAGUCUACUAAUGGUAUUUGUCGCACUAGCGGCUAUCUUUUAUGCCAUCUUUAAUAGACGAGCCAUAGGAAUCCUGAACAAGUAG
Messenger RNA from Theileria equi strain WA, 816 nucleotides. RefSeq lists its product as hypothetical. The record is from RefSeq and is a predicted model, not a curated record. Lineage: Eukaryota; Apicomplexa; Aconoidasida; Piroplasmida; Theileriidae. The coding region runs from base 1 to 816 and encodes 271 amino acids. The transcript has a single exon.